Molecule: messenger RNA, 3839 nt
Organism: Sander lucioperca (pikeperch)
Lineage: Eukaryota; Metazoa; Chordata; Actinopteri; Perciformes; Percidae
Gene: tnfrsfa
Product: tumor necrosis factor receptor superfamily, member a
Exons: 10
Coding region: 244-1593 (449 amino acids)
Biological process (GO): TRAIL-activated apoptotic signaling pathway; positive regulation of apoptotic process
Cellular component (GO): plasma membrane; cell surface
Molecular function (GO): protein binding
Source: RefSeq, a predicted model, not a curated record
GCGAAGGGGGAAAAAAGUCUUCAGUGGUGCUCAGACUAGUGUCUCUCAGCUCCCUGAAAAACGCUGUAAAGUUUUGUCAGUGACGAGUAAACUCAUGAAAGAAACCGGGCGACGGACAGUUUUAAAGCUGGACUUGUGGUGCUGUUUUCUUUUUUCGCUGUAAUUGUGUUUUUUAGAGAUUUUAAACUGGUUGGUUUGUGACGCGUAGUCGCCGGGAUUUCCUCUCAUCUCGAAGUUCCCAAGAUGAACUUCGGUCCGUCGGUCGGGAAACUUUCUGUGUUUGCGGCAGCGCUCCUCAUCGGGCUGGUUUGUCACGCAGCAGAACCUCCAGCAUCUCAGUGGUCCAGCGAUGAACACACAAACAAAAAUCUCACUCUUCGACGACACAGGACAUGUGUUGAGAAUGAGCAGUACCUCCACCAGGGACUCUGCUGCCUCAAUUGCCAGGCUGGAUCCUUUGUGCAGAAGGGAUGUGAAAGAGACCAAGAACAAGGGACAUGUCUUGGCUGUGACCACGGACAGACCUACACAGAGCACUCCAACGGGAUGAACCGAUGUUUGCCCUGUACACACUGCCGCUCAGAUGAGACUCAAACUGCACCCUGCACCACGACUACAGACACCAGGUGUCAGUGCAGACCAGGGACCUUCUGUGUCCCAGAUCAGGCCUGCGAAGUCUGCAAACGUUGUGCCAAGUGUAAAUCAGGAGAGGAGGAGGUGAAGAAAUGCACCCCGUUCUCUAACACGGUGUGUCGGAAACGGGAUCCGUCCCCAACCAAAACCUCCCCAGCCCUUCCUUUACCGACUCCUACCUCUUCUGCAGACAUUGUUACUCCUAUAUGCAUUUCCCUGGCCAUCGCCUUCAUCAUCAUCAUCGCGGCUGUGUGGUGGUUCGUAAUCAAGCAGCGUUCAUGGGAAAUACCAUGUUCAAAGAGCCACUGUGAUUCCAGUGAAAUUGUGAAGAUUCCUAUUGAUGAGAGUGGAGCUACAGCGGAGGAGAGACAGAACAAUCAGAACGCAGGUCUGGAGGGGGAAGAGUCUCGCCCAGAGUCCCGGCCCCUGCUGCAGGAGACCCAGUCUGUCAUGACCAAGGCCUCCCCUCCCCUCGAAGAUGAGGACCGAGGACUAGGAGACAGUUUGCCCAACACCACUAGUUCGUCUCAAACUAGCCUGUCGGCCCUGCCCACUGCAGCUUCCUCUGGUAACACCCCACACCAGAGCCCCACUGCCAUCAGACCGCCGCCUGCAGACAUGGAUGAUCCUUUGCUACAUCGAUUGGUGCCACUACAAGGGUCAGAAAGAUCCCUAAAGAAGAGCUUUGAUUUGUUCGAUGAGUACCUGGAUGUGCGGAUCCAUAACAAGUUUUUCAGAAUGAUUGGAGUCAGUGACAACCACAUUCGGAUUGCGGAGAAUGGAGCCCCUGUUGACAAAGUGUAUGAACUGCUGAAGAACUGGAUGCAGAGGCAGGGCCUAAAAGCCGACAUCAACGACCUGUUAGAGGCUUUGCUAAGUAUGGACCAGCGACGCUCGGCUGAGAGCAUCGCCUCCGCAGCCCUGCAGAGAGGCUACUACAAGCACGCAGACACGCCCUGAAAGCUGAAGUAACGGGGACUGCGAAUGAAGUAAACACAAAAUACUUAACACAAGAACAACUAAAAGCACAUAGACACUGUCAGUGGACAUUGUGUUACGAACGGGGCUUACCUCUCUGUGGCGGACCGGCCACGUAUUCAAAAGCCAGUAGUUUUAAAAAAGAAAAACACAAAAAGGGGAAGGUCGAGCCGUAUUUAUCAGAGCUCUGAAGAUGUUGACUACUUGCCAAAUGCGGAGGUGUAAUAAUGAAAAAGUUUUGUGGUCAAAUUGAACAACCUUACUGCCAAAGACAACCAUGAUAAUGUGUUCCAAAAGAGCAGAUUAACAUGAAGGUGUCAGCGUCCACAGGCAGAAACGGCUGCAUGUUUUAGGCUCCAAUGAAGAAACAUGCAUCCAAAUACUGAAAGCUUAGAAGUCUCUGAGCGCGUGUCACACAUCUGGUCCUCUACCCAGAUCACAAUACACUACCUGGAGACGAGGAUAUACACUGGUUAGUAGUGGCAUUAGCUGUGUCACUAAUACUGUGCCUCUUUGAUGCACUGUCCUCUGGCACAUGUAGUAUUUAAAACAAUCGUGCUAUAUUUGUUGUUUUAUAGAUUUAGGCUUCUCUGAAACCAUAUAUAACAGUACAUGGACAUUUUCUUGACUAAUGGUAGGAAAAUAUCGUCCAUUUGUUAUGACGGUCAAUUUGCAGCCUUACUAAUCAUUAGUUUUACCUCUUCAGUGCCAUUUGAUAAUCUAAAUGUAUUUAGCUAUCAUUUCAUUAUGUUCAUAGAGCGUAAUGAUUACAAAAUGUCGUAGAUUUUGUACAGUCAAGUCACAUUGGAGAAAUGUUUUCAGUCUUUGUCUUCCGGCCUUUUGUGUGUUCAGUGUUACUACACACACACACACACACGCGCACACACACACACACACACACACACACACACACACACACACACACACGACAUUGUAGAAGGAAUAGUUUCUGUUGGAACAAUAGUUUAGUCAAAUGUUUCCAUGGAGAAUUUCAAAGGUCAUUUUUAUUUAUUGACAUAUUUAUUGUAAUGAAUAAUAAUUCACUUUUAUUAUUUAUACCAUUACAAAAACAAAUGACCCUGGAAAAUAAGCAUGCGCUGUAUUUGUGUUUUGAUAACGUUUAGCUUCAGGGCAAAAUGACUGACAACAUUUUCAAGGCGGGGUUGGAACGAACUGUUUAGUUAAACUCUGUUUAUGCUUGCCGCACUGUUUGGUCCACACCAUCAAUGUUACGUGUGCCAUUUCUUCACCAGAGUGUGGAAGCUUUCAUGAGGCUAAAUGCCCAAUGUGUCAUUUCAAAUCGGCAAUGAGGUGACACCAAUCUUAGAAAAUGAGGAUUGACGUGUUGAGUCCAACCGUUAAAGCGAGCCAACUGAACAAACAGUGCUCCUGCACAUGUCUGUGGUGACAUGGCAUGCAGGUACAGACUGUUUUGACUUGAUUAGACUCAGACAAGAUGAAGGAAACCUUUUUUUUUUCUGGAUUUAAGAAGAAGCUCAGAUUUAUUUUCCUCAUUCUGCCACAUGUACAUACAAAUUCAGUCCAGAGAGCAUUGAAGCCUCACAAAGUGUAUAUGUGUAUAUAUGCAGCUCUAUUAACAAACCAAAAUGAAUAUAGAAAGGUAUGAAGUCAUUAAGAACAACAGAAACACCAACCACAUUAGUUGGCUGUUGACAUUGUGACAUUUUAAACUAGAUUUUGCCCAUUUUUCUGUAGUCUCUUAUGUAAAAAGAAAAGAGUUAACAGAGUUAUAUAUUAUUGCUGAAAAGCGAUGCUACAGUGCUGGCGCUGCCAUCUAUUGACAGACAAUGAAAAUACAGCCGGCAUCAAUUUCUAGGGAUCCUAUACACCCCUCUCACCUAACAUUCUCCCUUUAACUCCUUUUUAGACAUUUCUCAACUCUUUUUUUUUUUUUUUUUCUUUUCUUUUAAAAAUUCCUCUUGGCCUUUCCUGAAGUAGCAUAGCAGUGGAUGUGCUUCAGUGCAUGUUUUGUUCAAUCUGUGGCACCAGUUCAUGGGUGUAUGUCUUCUCUUUUUAUAAUUUCUGUUUUACAUAUUUCAUUGCAAGUCCUAAGCUGUUCAAUUAACUUCCUUUUUACUUGUGUAAAAACGUCUGUUUGCCAUUUCCCCCUUAGUUAUUGUUUGCUUGUCAUGGAUUUCAGAUAUAAAUUAUGCAAAUACAUCAAAGCUCUUUUUAUGUCAAUUUCAAAAUAAAUGUUUUGUACAGAU